Penicillium crustosum is the source of this 1086-nucleotide messenger RNA. RefSeq lists its product as uncharacterized. The record is from RefSeq and is a predicted model, not a curated record. Lineage: Eukaryota; Fungi; Ascomycota; Eurotiomycetes; Eurotiales; Aspergillaceae. Gene Ontology annotation, molecular function: hydrolase activity, acting on carbon-nitrogen (but not peptide) bonds, in linear amides. The transcript has a single exon. Bases 1 to 1086 code for a protein of 361 amino acids.
AUGGGUUCUAAUAAUGCCGAAUCUCCACGACUAUUGACCGUUGCUGCUUGCCAACUUGGUCCAGUGCAUCUUGCAGACUCACGUGAAGAUGUCUUGAAGCGCAUGUUUGCCCUUUUAAAUCAUGCUGCGAAGGAAGGUGCAAAACUCGCUGUUUUCCCCGAGCUAGCCUUCACCACAUUCUUCCCUAGAUACCUAAUCGAGGGGGAAGACCUGGGUCAAUACUUCGAUAUUGAGGACUCAAACAAGGGCGGAAUUGAGCAAUCUCCAAAUGUCAAGCCUCUUUUCGACCACGCUCGCUCUCUUGGCAUCGACGUUUAUGUAGGCUAUGCGGAACGGAGUGUGCAAAAAGAUGGCUCUCACAUCGACUACAACUCUAGCGCGUACUACUCGGCCCAAACAAACGAGGUUGUUGGAAAGUACCGCAAAGUACACCUUCCGGGAACUGUUGAGCCACGCACUGCGCCAGGUGCAUUUCAACAGCUGGAAAAGCGCUACUUCCGCAACGGAGACCUUGGAUUUCCGGCAUUCCGAGCCCCGGGCCUUGUCGAGGGUGCUCUAAAGAAGUCUAGCAGUACUGAUGAUCCCGUGAAGACUGCUGGAAAAGGCGAUCCGAUCAUUGGUAUGCUGAUUUGCAACGAUCGACGAUGGCCCGAAGCAUGGCGAGUAUAUGGCCUCCAAGGCAUGGAGAUCAUGUGUUGUGGUUACAAUACUACUGCAUUUGCCACAACUUCCGAGGGGCAUAUGGUGGAUCUGAGUCCAGAGGCAGCCGAGGAAGAAGUUUUGUUGCAUCAUAAGCUUUCUUGCCAGGGAAAUAGUUAUAUGAACGGCUGCUUCAGUAUCAAUGUGGCGAAAACGGGUGCGGAGGAUGGACACCCACUAGUUGGAGGAACGAUGAUCGUGCAUCCUCUUGGCCAUAUUAUCAAGGAGGCAAAGACAAAGGAAGACGAGGUCGUUAUCGCCACUAUUGACUUGGCUGAUUGCCGUCGCCUUAAAACUACAGUAUUUGCUUUUGAAAAGCAUCGGAGACCUGAGCAUUACCAUUCAAUCUUGGAACGUACUGGUGUCAUUGAGCCAGAAUUGUUGUGA